AUGACUACUUCCAAUUUAUUGCAUUUACAUAAUGAAAAUGACAGCACUAGUAGCUACAAUGGUUCUAGUUUACAUGAAGAACUUACACCUGAUUUAGAUGACAUAUAUAAUUCAUACAUGAUGAAGAGUGCUAGUAUAGAAACAUUAGACUCACGAAGAAACCAACAACCGUCACCGUUUCUGCAACAACAACAACAACAAGAACUCCGUCAACAAAUUUUUAAUCAGAACCUACCUGAAAUUCAUAUAUCUUCACGCUUAUCUUCACUAGGCUUAUCAAAUGGUGACAAAGUAACAAGAAGCGCUCCCACAACUCCCAAAUCCGGAAAUUCAUUCGAUUUUCGUCCUAGAAGAACAUACAACACCCAUGCAGCAACAAAUUCAAGUUUAAAUGUCGUAUUGGAUUUACCAUCUGAGGGAUCCAAUUUUCAAGCUUCUACAGACACGCUUCUGUCGUCUUCAAUAGAUGACGGAAUACCUCUUUCUAGAGAAUUACAACAAGAACAGGAUGAAUGGGCAAAGAAAGGAGAAGCGGUUAAAGCAAUCAAAGAAGGUGAAGAUGUCAAAAUCAUAAGAAGAACAGUUAAUGAUUUCAAAUUUGGUAAGGCAUUAGGGGAAGGUUCAUAUUCAACUGUUGUUUUAGCCACAGAUAAAAACACCAGUAAACAAUAUGCUGUCAAGAUUCUAGAUAAACGACAUAUAAUUAAAGAGAAAAAGGUUAAAUAUGUCAAUAUUGAAAAACAUGCAUUGAAUAGAUUAAGAAAUAGAACAGGAAUAAUCUCAUUAUAUUUCACUUUUCAAGAUAAAGAUUCUUUAUAUUUUGUAUUGGAUUAUGCAUCAAAUGGAGAAUUAUUAACUUUAAUCAAAAAUAACGGAACGUUGAACCAAGAUUGUGCAAGACAUUUUGGAGCUCAAAUCUUAGAUGCAAUAAAAUAUAUGCAUGACAACGGUGUCAUACAUCGUGAUAUAAAACCAGAAAAUAUACUAUUAGAUCAUAAAAUGAGAAUUCAAAUCACUGAUUUUGGAACUGCCAGGUUAUUGGAAAAGAAAGAUGACACAAGCGAAGAAUAUCCAGUUGAUGUAAGAGCAAAAUCAUUUGUCGGAACAGCAGAAUAUGUCUCCCCAGAGCUAUUAGAAAGUAAAUACUGUGGGAAACCAGGUGAUAUUUGGGCAUUUGGAUGUAUAUUAUAUCAAAUGAUUGCAGGAAAACCUCCUUUCAAAGCACCGAAUGAAUAUUUAACUUUUCAAAAGAUUACUAAAUUGCAAUAUGCAUUUUCCGCUGGAUUCCCCAGCGUUCUUCGUGAUCUAAUUAAGAAAAUUUUGGUUUUACAACCUGCUAAAAGAGUAACUAUUCCUGAAAUUCAAAAACAUUAUUUCUUUCAGACUAUCGAGUUUGAUGAUUUUGAUCUGAUUUGGGAAAAAGAACCUCCUGAAAUUGGACCUUAUAAAAUGAGUGCCGAAUCAAUGAUGAAAGUCCCAGAAUUAAAUAAAACACCCACAUCGACCGUGGUUAUGAUUCCAAGAAGGAAACAGCAAGCAUCCAAGAAGACGAACAACGCCAACAACAAUGCCAGCACCCCAGAAAGACCUCCAAUGUUCUCAAAAGCAAGCACCGGACCCGUGGAUGCAGUAUCCGUUGCAGCAUUCGUAUUAAAUAAAUCCCAAGCUCCAGAUCAAGCCCCUUCCCAAGAUACAGAACCUUCAAACACCUCACCGGAUUCAGCAACACCUGACCAAACAAGAACUAGUAGUUCAAAGAGACAACCGGAUUAUAUUCCAGGUACGAACAUCUUACGACCACAAGUGAAUACCAGAAGGACAUUUUCACGACAACCCAAUGCAACUCCCACCAAUUCGACACCUUCUUCCAAUAGACAGAAAAGAUCGUCAACAUCAAGACCAAAAUCCAAAGUCAUGGAAAUCACGCCAGCCACAGCGGUCGAAGCUGCAUGGGCAUCAUAUUUGAAUCACCCGGAUGAAAGAGUCCUUAGAAUCGGUCCCGUGAUUGUGCACAAAGAACCCACAGAUGCUUUUGAAAAGAAACAUAAGGGGAUGUUACAUGCUUCUCCAUUGGAUUUGAGCAAUAAUCUGAAACUCAGAUCUGGAACGAGUUUAUUAUCCCAAAUGGUGAAUGGACAGCAACUGCAUAAUAAUUUGUCAAGUAAUGGAUAUAGGAAUGAAUCGAUUGCGAUAUUUGACUAUUAUGAUGUUGCCGAGAAUGGUCUUAAGAGAAAUGGAAGCAAAAAGGAUAAUAAGAGCUCAAGUGGGAGUAGUAGGGAUGACACGGCAUCACUGGGAAGUGGUGGGAAGAUUACUAGAUCGUCAUUGUUUAGGAAGUUUGGUUUUAGUCAUGGUGGCGAUAAGAAGGAUGAAGGUUCUUCUGAUUCUAAAUCACAUGAUUUAUUGGAGAAGCCGAGAACAUGUACUUUAAUUGUGACUACUCAUGGAAGAGCUUUGUUGUUUUAUAGGCCAGAGAAAGAAGCUAAUUAUAAAUUAAUACUGGAAAUUAAGUUGAAAUAUCCAUUCAUUCAUUUCCAAGAAUUAGUUACUUCAAAAUACCAAAAAUCUCUACCAACAACAGGAAUAUUUGUUAUUAGUUCAAUGCAAACUUGUUUUGUAUGUGAAGUUGAAAGUAGCGAAAUCAAUAGAUGGACAGAAUCACUUACGAAAUCAAAGGUAAAUGAAUUGGAAAGAGUUAAAGAAACACAACCUCAACAACAAGACCCUACUCCACCAGCAUCUUCUUCACCUGGCAAGAAAACGCCCAGCCCAUCUCCUAAACCCGUCCAAUCUCCGAAAUUCACCGCUAGCCCACAACAACAACAACAACCGGCAACCCCCAACGUCCCCAGUGCUUCCCACCGUAGAUCUCCAGAGUUGAUAUCAAUGCACAAACGAGCAUCCCACGAAGUAAAACGAAAACCACCACCUCCAGUCACAUCGUCCCCAGAACUAAAUAUCCACACAGGAUUACCAUCAACCUCAGAAGAUAGCGGUUGGUUACAUGCCGCACAAUUGGCAGUCUCAAAUAAUACUGCCCAAGGUGUUCCGCCUACGAAUAAUAGACGGACGAGUUAUAAACGAGAGGAUACGACAAAUAGGGGACAUGUCCAAAAGGCGAAUCCGAGUGCUGGUGGGAAUUCCGCUGGGAUAACGUCGCUUAAUUCGAAGUUUUUGGCUAGAAGUCAAAGAAAUAGAUAA
Messenger RNA from Hemisphaericaspora subhashii, 3201 nucleotides. Its product is annotated as PDPK1 family serine/threonine-protein kinase. Lineage: Eukaryota; Fungi; Ascomycota; Pichiomycetes; Serinales; Debaryomycetaceae. Gene Ontology annotation, biological process: peptidyl-serine phosphorylation; intracellular signal transduction. The transcript has a single exon. The coding region runs from base 1 to 3201 and encodes 1066 amino acids. Gene Ontology annotation, molecular function: protein serine/threonine kinase activity; ATP binding. The record is from RefSeq and is a predicted model, not a curated record.